Porites evermanni is the source of this 19054-nucleotide messenger RNA. The record is from the annotation of a GenBank genome assembly. Lineage: Eukaryota; Metazoa; Cnidaria; Anthozoa; Scleractinia; Poritidae.
AUGGCGGAUAAAGGUGAUAAAGGCGCUGAAAAGAGUUUUUUAGCUCGAACGGCGAGUAUUACCACCAAAAGAGCCAAAAGAGCUCAAGAAAAGGUAAUGUAACAUCAUUUUAUUCUGUUUCCAUGGCUUUUAAAGGUUGGAGCAUAAUGAUCAAUUGCCCUCGGAAGUGACAUUUGGGUGGUGUUUUGAUCCGGUUAUCUUGCAAUAAUUGGCAAUUGAAAUUUGCAGAGAGGUCCCUAAUUUUGUCGUUUUUUUAAUCGGUUGUAUUUUAGGUUAUGCAAAAGCUUGGAAAAGCAAACGAGACGAAGGAUUUAACUUUUGAUGAAUUCGUGACCAAUUUUAACAAACAACAGGUAGGGGGACGCGUCUAUAAGCUAUCAUUAAGAGCGGUAUUGUAAUCGAAAUACAUGUACUAGCUGUAGGCAAUUAAUCUAAGCCUAAGCUUGAAGAAAUGUGAUUUCUAAAGACUGUUUUUGCCGAAGUCUUCAACGCGACUUGUGUUUGUCUUUAUCUGAAAAUAUUUAAUUUGUUACUUGAUCGACCUUUUCAGUUAGCGUAACUCAACCGACAGCAUGGAAUUACUAGCGGAGUGGAGAAAUGUACAAUAUAGAAGGAGAAAUGAGCGCUUAUUAAUAUUAUACGUGUGUUCACUUGCUUGAUAACAAUGAGAAGUUUUAUUUUCCACUUCAUUUUUUAAUCAAGUGAAAGAAAAUUACCACAUUUUAUUUCAUUUCUCACUGAGAAGAAGUAGAUUGUACUAAAUAGGUUAUCUUAUAGUAAAUGUAAGAUAAGACCAUGCCUUUGAAAUAAAUUCUGAUUCUUUUUGUACAGAGUGCAGCACAGAGGCUACAUAAAGAAUUAAAAAAUUAUUAUGCUUGCAUCAGAGGUGAGAAAAGAGAGAAUUUCUUUCCUAAUAAAAAUUGCUACUUGUAGUCAGAGAUACCUUGCCAGCAGAGGACCCUCAGCCCUUUGAUCUUCCUAGAUAAGUCCCACUUAUCUAGGAAGAUCAAAGGGCCUCUGCUUGCAGGGUAAGUCAAAGAAUGAACAAGCAAUAAUAACCCUCUAAGCCACAGUGGAGCCUUUGCAGAGAAACAAUCACAUGGUACAAAAGCACCUUGCUGGCAGGUUAAGCAGUCCGCUAGCUUAGUGGUUAAGCAGUUCACGAGCUUAGCAGUUAAGCGGUCCUCUAGCUUAGUGGUUGAGCAGUUCACAAGCUAAGUGGUCAAGUGGUUCUCUAGCUUAGCGGUUAAGGGGUCCUCGAGCUUAGCAGUGAAGCAGUCCAUGAGCUUAGCAGUGAAGCGCGGUCCUCUGGCUUAGUCGUUAAGCGGUUCAUGAGCUUAGCAGUUAAGCGGUCCUCUAGCUUAGCAGUUAAACCGUUCAUGAGCUAGGUGGUCAAGAGGUCCAGGAGCUUAGCGGUGAAGCAGUCCAUGAGUUUAGCAGUGAAGCGGCCCACAAGCUUAAGUUUAGCAGGCAUUCAGUGGUCAAUUCCAUAAGUUCAGGCUCACAUGGUACGUGGUAGCUUUGUACACAGCUAGGUGUUGAGCGUUUGUGUAGCGGUCAUGGAGUGGUUGUUUGAGCGUCAACGCAGUCAGUUAACUGUGUGAUCAUUUUCAUCUGGUUUCGUCGGUUUACCUGGUUUUCCUCAGGGCAAGCAUUGUUGGCUUCUAGCAGUGUGUGGGGGAAAUUUUCAACUCACAUGGAACAUUAUUGGUUCCUCACAGUAAGGAGUAUCAAACUGAGCAAUUUUUUGUGGCGCUUGCAUUAGCAUGAACCCGUUGGAAGUGGUUGCUUUUAGCAUUUCCCCUCCCCCCUCACCCUCUAUGUCUCCUUCCACUGAUUCAUCAUGCUUCAGUAUGACAGGUGCCUAAAAGGGGGGGCCAUGGCUGGGUUGUGAGGUUUUGCUAGCCAUGGGAGACUUCUAGGGGCUGGCUAGCGACGGUAGAGGCCCCUGGAUACUCCACUCACCCACAUUCCCUCUAGUUUUUAGUAGUAAAUAGUGUUAGUAGUACUUGAAAAAUAUUAUAGUCUUUUUUGUACUUUUAGCGUCUUUUUGCGGGUAGGUGUGCAACUACUUGUAUUGGUGUGGUGUGGCAUGUAGUGUUUAUGUGGCAUUGGCGUGGGAUUCACAGCGUUUGUAAAAUUUAUGAGGCUUUGGGGUUGGACGUUUGUGGCAUUUUUACAGCGUUUGUAGCAUUUAUGGGGCAUUGCGCCGUACGUCUGGCACAUGGGUCUUUUUUCUUCAUGCUCUGCAUAGGUGGGUGUCUCUGGGUUUGGAGUAUUGGGCCUCAGGCUUCUCCCAGCCAUGAGUCCCUUCUUUCGGAGCAUUCAGCUCGGAGGUCCCUUCAGCUUGGCGUGGGUGCUCAUGGCUGGAGGGCAGAGGUUUGCCAACCAUGGGGGUGUAACUCUGUCUAGAAGCUGGCUGUGCUGUAGGUGGAAGCCCCUGGACAUCCCAGGCACCCACCUCCACUAGUGACACAGGUGUUAAAUGAAGUUAAGUAAAAUAUUUUUUUAACACAGGUAACAACAAGGAGCAUAGGCAUGGUCAGCGGUCAGUCGUUUGGCUCAAGCGGGGUCAGCCUUGCUUGCAUCACCUCCAUAUGCUCAGUACAACGUUUUCCUGGUGGCCAUUCUCUUUGUUUAGCCUUUGAAUCAUUCUUUUACUCCCAUCCCUCCCCCCUUUAUACUUCCACUGAUAAAUCAGCAUGACAGGUACCUGGUUUCAUUGGCGUGGAUGGUCAUGGCUGGAGGGCACGGGUUUGCCAGCCAUGGGGGCGAAACUCUGUCUAGGGGCUGGCUGUGCCACAGGUAGAAGCCCCUGGACAUCGCAGGCAUCCACCUCCACUAGUCACGCAGUUGUUAAAGUUAAUUUUAUUUCUUGCCAGCAAUGUUAGUUGCAAAUGAUGCAUUUGGAGAAGCAGUAAAAGAAGUUUAUGAACCUGACUGGCCUGGAAGAGAUAAACUUAUUCAGUAUUUAGAGGUUUGUAAUAUCAUAAAACAUCAGGUUUUGAGAAAAUGGGUUUAUCUUCAUCAUCGAAAGAAAUCACAAGAAGUGUUUCAUCAGAUAAUUAUGUAGUUUUAAAGUGGCUUUGUGGAGGCACGUCUGGAUAUCUUUCUAAAACCUGUUUUGUGUUUGAUCUUUGAAAUGAUAUCAUACACAGUGAAGAUUAUUUUUUGACUUCGAAGAAGUGCUCAAUGCAUAAAAUAUACAGAACAGGGCUGUCAUUAAGGGCCAGAGAUCAGGGAUUUCUCCCAGCUACUAUAAAUGUGGUCCCUGGCUUCUUUCAUAGAAAACUAGAGGAAAGUAGAAUUGAAAGAAAUCCCUAGCUGUUUGAUUUGUCACUAACUAGGUUGAUUCUCAAUUUCUUUUGUCUCCUAGCCCUAAGUCAUGAAUAAUAAAAUUAUUAGGGCUACAAGACAAAGGGAAUAGUUGAGAACCAACCUAAGUUAAAGAAUUUUAACCUGAAUUUAAUUUUGACCUGUAACAAAUACCCAGCAACUUUAAAUCUUAGUUACAGCCCUGCAGAGCAAAAUACAUAUUACAUUUUAAAGGAUGUACAUUUUGACUCAGAGUUUCAUGCGCUAAGCAAUUAUCAGACUGAAAUCUGUUCACUUAGAGCAUUUAGUUUGAUGAUUGCUCAGUGUGCGAAACUCCAAGUUUCAACUUUCCACAAAGUUUACAUUAGAAUAUUGUAACAGUAUAUAAUAAUAUACCAGUAUUGCAUCAUAUUCUGUAUGAUGCUGUCAACAGUAAGCAAUGUGAUCUGAGUUUAAUGAUAUUUUAUUUUUUAUGGUAAAUUUAGGAAUUGCAUAAUCAAUGGCAUGAAUUAGAAGAAAAACUACAUGAUGAAGUUAUCGUCCCUCUAACAGCUUAUCAGAGUCAGUUUCCUGAUAUCAAGGUACUCUACUCUAACUCAAAGAGAAAUUUACUCCUUUUCAGCAUCCAAUAGUGUUAACUUCAUGAGUUUUUUCCUGUCAGAUCCUCGUACAUCCAUAAUUUUGCCCACAUCACCUUGACCUGUAGCAAAUCAAGGUAGGCAGGAUUGUAGAUGGCCUGCAAAGACAUUGUGUAGUAUUUUGAUCUAAGAUGCAGAGGUGGAGUCUUGGAAAGGGUUUUCAGCCUGUAGCCUGAGAUAACAGCCACACUUCACGACGCUACUACUGGUGUUCCCAAGAAAUGACAUCUGAUGACAAGUGCAGAAAUUCCGUACUGAUGACAUGUCACUACCCAGAUCUGGGUAAUUUGGUUGAAGCAAGCAUCCCUGUGACCAAUCAGUCUGAAUUUUGUUUUCACUUUCCCUCGGCACGAAUUUUCCAAGACACUUAAGCGAAAAAUGGCUGUCAAAAACUGUCAAAAAAAAACUGUAAACACAAAUCAACAGCAAUUCUCCAUAGUCUAUACUCCUAUCGACCAUAGAAAUGCUGUUCAUUUCGUUCUUCUUCAACAUCCAUUUUGACUUCCUCUCUCAGAUCCGUGUAAGUAGUCCCUUGAGUUUACCCUGAGCAGACAGUUUCGUGAGUUAUUGGCCUGCUAUGUUUCAACUUCCACUUGAGUUUUAGGGCACUUUCCAUUUGUCAAAACUGGCCAGCUGGACCAUUACCGGUCCAGUUAUUUUGACAAUGAAAUCAGCUUUUUCCAAGGGUUUUUGCUGAAGAACCAUCUCCUUCCUAUUCAGGAUUUGACUGAUGUAGCUGGAUAGUUUUGAUUAAUAGUGAAAUUCUCAUUAUGAAGGAAAGGGUCUUGUCGGUCAGUUCUGACAAAUGGAAAGCGCCCUUAAACAUUUUGGUGUCAUUUCUAUGGACGAUAAGAGUACAAAGAAUGGAAAAUUUGGAUUUUUAAAAUGAAAACGGUUAGAGUUUUUGUGGGAAUAAGCAGACAUGGUUACCUUUAUUCACUAAGUCUAAUGUAACUAAGCAAUCAAGGUUUNAGAUCCGUGUAAGUAGUCCCUUGAGUUUACCCUGAGCAGACAGUUUCGUGAGUUAUUGGCCUGCUAUGUUUCAACUUCCACUUGAGUUUUAGGGCACUUUCCAUUUGUCAAAACUGGCCAGCUGGACCAUUACCGGUCCAGUUAUUUUGACAAUGAAAUCAGCUUUUUCCAAGGGUUUUUGCUGAAGAACCAUCUCCUUCCUAUUCAGGAUUUGACUGAUGUAGCUGGAUAGUUUUGAUUAAUAGUGAAAUUCUCAUUAUGAAGGAAAGGGUCUUGUCGGUCAGUUCUGACAAAUGGAAAGCGCCCUUAAACAUUUUGGUGUCAUUUCUAUGGACGAUAAGAGUACAAAGAAUGGAAAAUUUGGAUUUUUAAAAUGAAAACGGUUAGAGUUUUUGUGGGAAUAAGCAGACAUGGUUACCUUUAUUCACUAAGUCUAAUGUAACUAAGCAAUCAAGGUUUCUUAUAUAAUGUUCCACUAUUUAUUUUGUCUUGUUUUCAUUAAAAGGCAAGGAUAAACAAGCGUGGUAGGAAACUUGUGGACUAUGAUCGCUACAGACACAACCUAGAAGUAAGCUAGUACAAAAAUUAAUGUAAUCCCUCCCUACUCUAUAGGAUGUAAAACCACCAGCGCCCCCUCCCCCUGAACUGAAGUUCCAGCUACUGCAUCCUAAUAUUUUGACAUUACAUUCUACCCACUCUCCCCCUGAGUGUACCCCAAGACCUUCCACAUGAUGGAGGGGGUGGAAUCAUGGAUAGAUCUCCUGUAGUUACUUAUUACACAAUGCAGUGUACCUUUAAACUUGUUUUGUUUUGUCUCUUCUUUGACCUCAAGUUUCUUUGAAUUUUUUUUUUCUCUGGCAGACACUUAAAGCAAAGGGCAAGACAGCUGAUCUCAAGAAAUUGACUCAGGUGAUUUAUGCUAUUUAAUAUGCAGUUCUGCAUGAUUUUGUCUAAAUUUAUCACUUUUUCGGACUGUGACUUCAUACACUGAAGACUACAUGACAUAAAGAUGGGAUUAAUAUUAUAAGUCGAGUCUGGAUCAGAUAAAGUUUGCAUUCCUUUUAGCCAAACUUUUUUUGGAUUUAGACAAUCCAGAUGAUUUGGAUUUUUGUGCUAGCCGGAACAAAAAUGUAAAAUAAGAUUGAUCCAUACAAUAGCUGCCUGCUGCUCUGAUCUUCUUCUCAAUUUCAACACAACACUUUUUCAUUUCUUUCUGCUAAAUUAAGCACCUUCUUAUGGAGAAAUGGGAAAAAAAAUAGCUCUUUAACUAGUGGUGGUUCAUACUGGGACUUGUCAACUUGAAAUUAUCUGGAAUUUGAUUCAACAAAAUUCAGAAGACAAUUACGAAUUCUUCAACCUCGUUCUUAAGUGCUGAGAAGCGCACUCUAAACACACACAUUCAGUUGGACACCGUAGUUUUACAGUGAGAAAAUCCAAGCGUUUUCACUUCCUUGAAGAUUUAGAGUUACAGUGGAACUUGAGUUCAAUAUACUACAAUCCUUUAGCGGCAAUUAGAACAACAGAGGAGUAUAAAUACCUUAUGCCUGAUCCAACCUUGACCGGCCAUUUUUAUCGAUGAAGAGCACAUUCCUGUAAUCAAAAAGCAGUUUCCUUUAAUGGAACAAAAAUCUGAAACCAGAUUGAGAUACCAAUCUGAACGAUCCAAGUGCAGAGGUGGAUUGUUCAGAUUGCAAUCUUAGAUUGGUUUAGUCCUUAAUGGAAUGAAAAAUCAAAUUUCGGAUUGCAAAAUCUGGAUUAAGAUUGGUCAAAAGGAAUGCAACCAAAAUUAAACAAUGACAGUUUUGGUUUAAAAAUUUCAUUCGAUGAAUAAUUAUCUUUUGAAGUUUUUAAACCAAAACUGUCUUUGUUUAUAAAAUACAAUAAUUAUUAUUGUUAUUAUUGUAAUUAUGUCUAACAAUUACUGAUCCUUGUUUCAGGCCGAAGAAGAAUAUAAUGAAGCAAAAUCAGUUUACACCAAGCUUCAUGCAGAGUUAUAUGAAGAAUUACCCGCAUUAUUUGACAGGUUAGAACUUUUGCAAUGUUUCUACAAAUAUUUUUUGUUCCAUCAUCAGACAUACAUGUAGCACCACUUUAGUUUACAAGGGUGUUGCAUCAUAGAAGAUACUUGCUCAAGGAACUCAAUGAAUUCAGGUUAAAAUAUCAACCUCCGGUUGCCAAUUUUGACGUCUGGGACGUCAAUGUUCUCACUGCUUAAGGUCCCUAUUGACUCUCAACUUUCUUCUGUACAAAUGGGUGCUAGAAAGGAAAUACCGUAGGGGAAUACUGUUAUCAAUUUUUCUUUGUUUUCUAAUCCCAAUAAUUGUUAUGCACAAUAAUGAACACAGUUGAACUUCCAUUAAGCAGCCACCCAUUAAGUGGCCACUUCUAUCAAGCGACCGCGGCUACCUGUUUGCUGUCCCAACAAGAGUUUUCCCAUAGUUGUCACCUCUAUUAAGCGGCCUUCAAGCACUCUACAGACUACAUUUGGCUUUAUUUUAAGAAUGUGAUGAAGAAAAGGAGUCCAAGAUAUAGGUGACAACUGAUUGUGGACCAGUAAUGCUGCCCACAGUACGUGUUUGUUUUAAAAUAAAGUGAUGUUUCUGCUAAAGAUUUUGCUGACCCGGUUUAUGACGAACCUCUAUUGAGUGGCCAACCUUCAGUAAGCGGCCACUUACCAGUACCCCGAGGGUGGCUGUGUAGUGGAGAAUCAACUUUACUGUAUUCAGGUUAGAAAAUGAAGGACAUUGAAGACCAAACUAGUUUAAAAACAUUUUCACCCAAAAUUCAUUUUGAACUACAACAUACAUGUAAAUAAUUAUGGGUGAUUCUCAAUUUGUUUUGGCUUCUAACAGUAAUCAUUCAUAAUCAUGGAUAGUACAAAGACAAAGGAAAUCGAAAAUGAACUAUGCUGCAAUUAUUUAAGCUGAUCUUCAUUUUGAUGUCUUUUUUUAAAUUAUCAAUGUAAGCCCUCCCUACUCUAGAUCUACAGGAUGUAAAACCACUAGCAGCCCACCCCCCCUUCCUCCCCCACCCCCGUGAACUGAAGUUCCAGCUACUGCAUCCUAAUAUUUUGACAUUACAUUAUACCCACUCCCCCCCUGAGUGUAUCCCAAGACCUUCCACAUGAUGGAGGGGGUGGAAUCGUGGAUAGAUCUCCUGUAGUUACUUAUUACACAUAUGCAGUGUACCUUUAAACUUGUUAUGUUUUGUCUCUUCUUUGACCUCAAGUUUCUUUGAAUUUUUUUUUUCUCUGGCAGACACUUAAAGCAAAGGGCAAGACAGCUGAUCUCAAGAAAUUGACUCAGGUGAUUUAUGCCAUUUAAUAUGCAGUUCUGCAUGAUUUUGUCUAAAUUUAUCACUUUUUUGGACUGUGACUUUAUACACUGAAGACUACGCGACAUAAAGAUGGGAUUAAUAUUAUAAAUCGAGUCUGGAUCAGAUAAAGAUUGCAUUCCUUUUAGCCAAACUUUUUUUGGAUUUAGACAAUCCAGAUUAUUUGGAUUUUUGUGCUAGCCAGAACAAAAAUGUGAAACAAGAUUGAACCAUACAAUAGGUGCUUGCUGCUCUGAUGUUGUUCUCAAUUUCAACACAUCACUUUUUUAUUUCUUUCCGCUAAAUUAAGCACUUUCUCACGGAGAAAUGGAAAGAAAAAUAGCUCUUUAACUAGUGGUGGUUCAUACUGGGACGUGGAAUUUGAUUCAAGAAAAUUCAGAAGACAAUUACGAAUUCUCAAGUGCUGAGAAGCGCACUUUAAACACACACAUUCAGUUGAACACUAUAGUUUUACAAUGAGAAAAUCCAAGCGUUUUCACUUCCUUUCAGAUUUAGAGUUACAGUGGAACUUGAGUUCAAUAUACUACAAUCCUUUAGCGGCAAUUAGAACAACAGAGGAGUAUAAAUACCUUAUGCCUGAACCAACCUUGACCGGCUAUGUUUAUCGAUGAAAGAGCAUGUUCUUUCGAUCAAAAAGCAGUUUCAUUAAAUGGAACAAAAAUCUGAAACCAGAUUGAGAUACCAAUCUGAACAAUCCAAGUGCAGAGGUGGAUUGUCCAGAUUGCAAUCUUAGAUUGGUUUAGUCCUUAAUGGAAUGAAAAAUCAAAUUUCGGAUUGCAAAAUCUGGAUUUAGAUUGGUCAAAAGGAACGCAAUCAAAAUUAAACAACAACAGAUUUCAAACGAUGAAUAAUUAUCUUUUGAAGUUUUUAAACCAAAACUGUCUUUGUUUAUAAAAUACAAUAAUUAUUAUUGUUAUUAUUGUAAUUAUGUCUAACAUUUACUGAUCUUUGUUUCAGGCCGAAGAAGAAUAUAAUGAAGCAAAAUCUGUUUACACCAAGCUUCAUGCAGAGUUAUAUGAAGAAUUACCUGCAUUAUUUGACAGGUUAGAACUUUUGCAGUAUUUCUACAAAUAUUUUUUGUUCCAUCAUCAGACAUACAUGUAGUACCACUUCAGUUUACAAGGGUGUUGCAUUAUAGAAGAUACUUGCUCAAGGAACCCAAUGAAUUCAGGUCAAAAUAUCAACUUCCGGUUGCCAAUUUUGACGUCUGGGACGUCAGUGUUCUCACUGCUUAAGGUCCCUAUUGACUCUCAACUUCCUUCUGUACAAAUGGGUGCUAGUAAGGAAAUGCUGCAGGGGAAUACUCUCAUCAAUUUUCUUUGUUUCCUAAUCCCAAUAAUUAUUAUGCAUAAUAAUGAACACAGUUGAACUUCCAUAAAAGUGGCCACCCAUUAAGUGGCCACUUCUAUCAAGCGACUGCAGCUACCUGAUUGCCAUCCCAACAAGAGUUUUCCCAUAGUUGUCACCUCUAAGUGGCCGUCAAGCAUUCUACAGACUACAUUUGGCUUUAAUUUAAGAAUAUGAUGAAGAAAAAGAGUCUGGGAUAGGUGACAACUAAUUGUAGACCAGUAAUGCUGCCCACAUCACGUGUUUGUUUUAAAAUAAAGUGAUGUUUCUGCUAAAGAUUUUGCUGACCCGGUUUAUGACGAACCUCUAUUGAGUGGCCAACCUUCAGUAAGCGGCCACUUACCGGUACCCCGAGGGUGGCUGUGUAGUGGAGAAUCAACUUUACUGUAUUCAGGUUAGAAAAUGAAGGACAUUGAAGACCAAACUAGUUUAAAAACAUUUUAACCUGAAAUUCAUUUUGAACUACAACAUACACGUAAAUAAUUAUGGGUGAUUCUCAAUUUGUUUUGGCUUCUAACAGUAAUCAUUCAUAAUCAUGGAUAGUACAAAGACAAAGGAAAUCGAAAAUGAACUAUGCUGCAAUUAUUUAAGCUGAUCUUCAUUUUGAACAACAAUAUUCAGGUUUAAUAGUCAUUACAGGUUAUCUUCACAGAAUUCUUCUCUAAUGUAGUUAUAGGAAUUCUGUAACAAUAAUUAUUAUUAAUGGUUGACUUAAUUUUUCGACUUAAUUUUUCUUUUUUAUAGUCGAAUUGGUUAUUAUGUAUCAUCCUUCCAGAGUAUAUUCACUGCUGAGGGAGUAUUUCACAGAGAGGCAGCUAGGGUAAUGAUAUCUUUUCUAUGGCCUGUUUAUCUUAAUUGUUCUACAUUUGAAAUUAAUUUUGUUGAACAGUAAUGUAUUUGUUGUGUCUGCAUUUGUUUUGUUGUUUCAGACUAAGACACAAAUGAAUGAUCUUAUGGAUGGUUUAAUUCAUGAUAUGUCAACUGGUAUAUACACAACUAAAAGACCUUACCCUGUUCAAAGGUAUGUGUUAACACAUAAUUCAAAUGUGUCCUGAAAUUUGCCCAAUAUUUCUGGUGAAGUUUCUUGCCUGCUUUGCUCCUGUUUCUCAACAUGCCAAGUUAGUUUGUGUAAUUCUGCGAGUUAUCAUUUCCAAAGAGGAGUAAUUUAACCAGGUUGGUUUUUGAAUUAACCCAUUUGCCCCUGAGCUGCUGGUAACCGCCUGUGCAGAUCCACAUCCUUUCUACUGCUUGUGACAUCAUCAGUUUUGAUUGUCAAAGAUUACUUUGCCUGCUAACUUGUGUAGAGUGAAGAGAUGUUUCAAACCAUACCAGAAUGGGCCCAAUUCAGUCAAGGACACCAGACAAAAAGGCAAAAAACCAUGAAACAUUGAACUGAAAAUUUCCAUGAAAAUCUGUUCCACUACCCACCUACCUUUCCUUUUAUCUAAUCCUAAGAUCCCAAAAGCUUUCUUAAAGACUUUUCCCACCAAAAUGAGGCCUACUAAAUGCCCAGAAAUAGAAAAAAAAAGAGGCAUGAAAAGCGAAAAAAGAGGGGGGUAGAGAAAGCGAAAAGUAAAAGUCAAGACUGCUGUGUCACUUUGAAACCCAAAAAUUCUCGAAAUUUUACUUUCCGUGCUUGCCUGAACUUCGCAAGCUAAUAUUUUGCAUCUGGAUCAGAAGGCCGUAAAGUGUACAACCUGUAAACAGCUUUAUGGUAAGUUUUAGCUCUUUAUAGCAUGACAGUGACCGGAAAAGCAAUUGACUAGCUUUAAGACGGGUUUUUCAGCAAAAUCCCUAAGGGUGAAUGGGUUGAGAAACAAUGCUAUUUUCGACAUGUGAAUCUCAAAUGUGUUUUUUAAAAACAAACAUUUUGAGUCACAUUAUUUCAUUAGAUAUUUUAUUCCCUCUUGCAGCAGUAAACUAAUGAUACAGUUGUUUUUUUCUGUCACUCAGUGAAAACCAAGUGUCAGACAGUGACGAUACAGACGCCCAGACGACAUCCUCUCACCCAGAAAGUGGUGAUGCAAUAGUGUGCAAUGAUGAGGCAGUCAUAUUAGAAACUAAUGAUGGUUAGUGUCCAGGAAAUUCAUCUAUUCAUCUAUCAUCAAAAUUCAUCUGGGGCCCGUUUCUCAAAAGUGCUGACGAUUAAUGGGCCUGGAGAACUGUUGUUGUUUACAUUUAAGAAAGAGGUUCUAAUAUUUUUGCAGUUAGCAUGAUAACAAAUCAAAAUUGACUGAUUUAGUUGCUAGGACCUGCACUUUUAUUCUUUUGAUUUUGAUUUGAAUAUUUGAUUUCAGGUUCAAAAAAUACCAGGACUUUUGAGAAACAGGCUUCAAGAGAGAUAAAUGUUAUUAUAAAAUGAGAGGUUUAUGAAUCGAGGUGUAACCUUGUUCACUAAGUAGUCCUUCCUUUGGAAGCAAGGUAACUACAGUCAAACCUCUAUUAAGUGACCCUCUCAAGCGGUCACCCUCGAUAUAUUGAGGUGGCUCGACACAGUUUUUCAAGGGCAAUACCUCCCACAUUUGAGCAUAAACUAAGUCGCCAUAAACAAAGAUCUGGAAAAAUUGCCACCACAGUUGUAUUAGAUAAAAAUGAGAAUUUGUUAUGAUCGGGUUGCAACGACAGCGGAGUUGUCAUAGCAACGAAAUGACGCCUUUACCUUUUUACUCUUAGCAGUAUUUCUCAGCAUGGGGAACUGUUCUUCUAAAAUCAUUCAGGGGAGCCUUUCCCUUCAAUAGCUGUCUCGAUGUUCGUGAAGUUUAGGCGAAAUCUGUAAGAGCGUUAUUGAGAUAUUUUGGUAUGAAGUUUUUAUGGUUAUAAAUAUGGUAAAAAAUGGACGAUCUUGAUGUUCAGCUGUUAUCAGUAGAAAACAAAGCGGUUUUGACAUGCAAUUUCACCUCCUAGUAGUUUCAAUCUUUUUUAAAAACGUGUGUGAAAGACCAUGGAGAUAGCUUCAGUCGAUUGCGGGAAAGAAGGAUUUGACUAGUAUGUAUCCAGGCGCUUUUGUUAGUGGUUUUGUAAACAUUUUGGUCUACUUUAACAAAAUAGCGAAUAAUUUUUUUACGGCUAGAUAGAUUUUUUAAAAGUUUAAGAUUUGUGAGAUUUUGACUGUCCUUUUAUAUGGUCUUCUAGUUUGGAGAUUGCAUUUCUGCAACUGCCAAUACAUACAUGUACAGCCAAAGUUGAGAUCUUGAUGUCAAUCAAUAUUAUUAACAAUCAAGAAUUAAGAUUCUCUUCAAAAUAUGUACUUUGCAGUAAGAGUAAUUGUACAUGGGAAAAAAAGACGUUGAUUUUUAACAAAAACUUUUCCUUUGGUUUUAAGUAGCUGAAAAUCAAAUUGUUGCACAAUGGUCAUGUGUUAUUGACAACCACUCCUGUAAUUUUGUCCUUUUUUCGUUUCAUAUCUUAGAUGGAACUGUAAAUCAGAUAGAGGGCAAGGCUGCGGUUGGAGCAGAUGGUAUAUUGUUUACUCCUUAUUUUUUCAUUCUGAAGAUGAUUCAUUAUUUUUUAUUAAGUAGCAAUACUGUAAAUAACCCCCCCCCCCCCUGUUGGGGGUCCUCCCUUUUUUAAGCAAUAAAGGUUUGGGCUGCCCCAAGGGGUAGGGUUUUUGGGCUUUUUUGUUUUAAAACUGGGAUUCAACACUUCCCCCCUUUUUGUUUUGAUCCGGUAGAGUCUUCCGGGGAAACCCCCCCCCCCCCCCUGUUGGGGGUACUCCCUUAUGUAAGCAAUAUAGGUAUGUGCUGCCCCAAAGGGUAUGGUUUUUGGGCCUUUUUGGUCUAAAAAUGGGUAUCAUACACUGCGCCCAUUUUGUCUUGAAUCGGGUAUGAUUUUCGAGGGAACUACAUGAGUGUAUGAAUGUAUUUAUCGUUUCAAUUCCAAAUGAAUAAGAACAAAAUAGAAUUAAAAAUUCCAAAUGCAUUUGAAGAAUUUUUUUUUGUUUGAGCUCUGUUCCAAGUAUUGAUGAAAUAAUUUCUGCCUAAAGGCCAGAUCUGAAAAUGGGAAUGGAUUUUAGAGGUCUGGUCUGAAAACGGGUAUGGAAAAUGGAGAACUGGAUGGCACACCCCCACCUCCCCCCCUCCCCGGUUUUCCUUUAAACGCUCAAAGUAGAGCCUAGGGCUACGGAUACUCAACAACCUUUCUGUUAUGUCAUCUGAUGUACUACAUUGCUGAUGACGUUCAAGCAAUUUGGAGGAAAUAUUUGAUUUUGUUUUUAAAAGUUGUUGCUCCAAGUCUUGAAAUUUGUACACUAAAUGCCUUAUAUUGUCAUUCGUAAAGAUAUCUCAGAAGGUACCCGGUCAGGUUAAAUACCAGUUAUCUCCUUGGCCUGUUACAAGAGUGUACAAAGUCUCAUUAGAACUGUUUAAAAAGGAUUUUUCAUCACUGCAUUUUGUUCCACAGCCACGAACCCAUUCCUGCAGUCUGACCAGGAUGAAGCAGAUACUGUGGGAGGGGAGACUGUGACUUCCCAAGAAAGCCAAGAAAAGCCCAAGCCCGUACCAGCUGCACGACCCCCACCCCCUCAGGUUAAACCAGAAAGACCUGCAGUUCCGAAUUUGCCUGUAAGUAGACAGCAACCACAAGCAGAGGGCACUGAGGUAAGUUCAGUAUCCAAAAAAUACUACCAAAACAGUUAGACCACGAAUUCAGAGAUACGUGCGACAGUUGAUUUUGGCACCAGAUGUUUAUGAUUUGAGUCAUGUAGCUUUGUUUGUCAAACUAGAAAGGUGCACUCACGUGGCCACAUUCCUGAGCGUUUGGUGGAUCAAAGAAAGCCAAUGCAAGUAAAAUGCAUAAUGGUGUUCUCUGUAAACCAAAAAGGAGAAAUUUUCACUUGUGGAAAGUCAGUCGAUGAAAGUUCUUUCGGUUUCAGCCGUCUUGCGUUAUAUAUAGACUCUGACCACUGAUGUGUGAACAACAAAUCCAGCUAUGAGAAAAGAGUGUGACCACGUGAGUUCACCUCUUUGGUUUGACAAACAAAUCCACAUGACCUGAUUCGUUAACGUCUGGUGCCAAAAUCAACUGUGACGCCUGUCUUUGAAUUUGCAGUCUACCUGUUUCGGUAGUAACUGCUAGAAUUAGACACUGGUGACUAUGCAUUAUCUUUACUCUCUUGGAUCAACCUUUGAUGACAGGCCUUUCCAUCUUCCAAACAGACCCGUCUACAUUCUAUUUCAAGUUUUGAUUAGGAUCAGUUUGCAAAAUUUGUUGAUACAACUGGAAAGAGCACCUUAAUUAUUACCAAGUUUGAAAGUGAUACCAUGUGGCACAAAAUUUUUGCGAGGUUUUGCGAUUUUUCCAGCAAUCUGCCAAAAUAAGGUCUUGCAAAUUUACCACAAACAUUUUUCCUGCAAAAAUUUACUCCAGAGUAAAUAAUUAUAUUUUCUAACUUAAAUUCGCUACACAAAGAUACAGUAGUAAGAAAUCGAGUCUGUUCAAUCACAACUUGUCUCUUUCAUUCAGAAACAAAAUGGUAUACAAUGAACUACUGGUUUUACAUAAGUAUAUGCACACUGUAGUAUUGUUUGAAAAUGUUUAUUUCAGUCUAUAGCAUGUACUCAAUAAAAACAAAAAUAUUAUUAAUGCUGGACACUGGGCACUUUAUGAAAAUGGCGAAAGUUAAUUCCCAGCAAGAAAAGCCAAUCUGUCCUAAUCGCAGAAAUAAUUAGUUUCAGCAAAACACAAAAAAUCACCAAUCUGCACGAAUAGAAUCCCUCAAAAAUUUCAGGCCUCAUGUUAAGUCUCAAGUGACACAACAAAUUAAAGAUGCAAUAAAACAACCUGUGGGCAUGUUCAUGCAUCCAACUGACAGACAAGACUCAUAUAAGAAGUUCAUUGAUAUAUUUUAUCUCACCACACAGAGUAAGGGAUCACCAUCAAGUGAAGAAUCUCCUCCAACAUCCAUGCCACAGGCAGAAGGAGAAAAGCAGGAGACUACAACAGCUGAAAUUCCGGGAGUUCAAUAUAAGGUACAGUGUUUACGUUGUUAUUAGUAUCAAUUUUCUCCUCAUAAGAAGGUAGUAAAAUUCCUGGAGUUCUCCAUGAAGUACAGCAGUUACAUUGUUAUUUUCAGUAUUCUCUAUUUUUGAAUCCCCCAUAAUACACUCUCUUCGCCCCCCAAAGUUUGCAUAAACCAUUGUUUUCAAAUGCUCCUGGACUGCAUUUUCCCAAGAGCAUUUGAAGACAAAAACUUAUGCAAAAUUCGGGGGGCAAACAGAGUGUAUUAUGAGGGAUUCAAAAAUAGUCAAUUCAAUUUCUCGUCUCGAGUUAUCUCUACUUCAGUAAACAAACAGUCUGUAAGAUAGUAAAAGCAGUCAUUUUAAAGGCAUUGUCAAAGAAUGGAAGCCUGUGAAAUAAUUCAUUUGGAAAUAAUAAGCAUCUUAUCUGCAUUAAAAUAUAGUACAAGUUCUUAGUCCUGGCAUGCAUUUCUCAAAACUCCCAAAGAGUUUUCAGGCCCAGAUAGUUUUGAAAUGGAAUAAUAUCUCAUCCAUUUAUUUUUUGUAAAGCGUAGGCCAGUGCACUUCUCGUUCUUAUAAAGUUUUCAAAUCUUCCCAUUUGAAGUUUAAUCUCAUUCAUAUUUUUGCUUGACUAAAGUUUUUGUGAGUUUUGAGAAACAUGCACCUGGACUUUUUUCAGAUUUCUAUGCUCGGAAUUCCUAAAGCAUCAUUCUCGCCAUGGCUAUUGUUUUCCAUCAGGCCAGGGUAGAUCAAAGUACAGUUUUAUUUUCAUUAAAUGGCCACCUAUUAAGGGGCCAGUGAUCAAAGUCCCAAAAUAUAUUGUAGAGAACAAUAAUAUUAUUGUAAGCUUAACUUCCAUUAACUAAAGCAGCCACCUCUAUUAAGAAGCCGCAGCCACCUUUUCGCCAUCCUGACGAGAGUUCCCUCAUUGUUGUCACCUCUAUUAAGCAGCCAUCAAGGGUUUGAUACAUUAUUUUAUUUUGGCUUUAUUUCAAAAAUAUGUUGAAAAUAUAGUUGGAGAUGGAUGGUUAUUGAUUGUGGACCAGCAAUGCUGCUCCCAUCAGAUUCCAUCACAUGUGUGUCUGAAAAUAGUGAUAUUUCCGCUUAUUUCUGACAAACCUGUAUUGUUCAGUGCUGCAAGGUUGUGGAACAGACUUCCUGAGGAGUUGAAAGACUGUUCUACCUUGACAUCUUUCGAAAACAAACUUAAGCGAAUAGAAGUUUGUAAAUUGUAGGGGACAAUCUUUAUUAAUUCCGUCAUUAGUUUAUCUUCAAAUUCUUGCCUAUGAAUCAUAGUUUUUUAUCGUUUUUUUUUUCUGCGGGUCAUGUGUAGAUUAUCGAGAGAUAUUAAGUGCUACCCUCAAAUUAUAGAAAAAGUUAUCAUCGUCAUCAUCAUCAUCAUCUUUAUUAUUAGUAGUAGUAUUAUAACUUCUGUUAAGAGACUUAUGAGUCGCCAUCAAAUGGAGGUUGAACUGUAGUUACCAGUUGUUUAAAACUUUCUCUCCAGGUUCGAGCAGCCUAUAAAUAUGUAGCUGAGGAUGAUGAUGAGUUGUCAUUUGAGAAAGGAGAAAUCAUAAAUGUAGUACCAUCAAAUGGAGGUUGAACUGUAGUUACCAGUUGUUUAAAACUUUCUCUCCAGGUUCGAGCAGCCUAUAAAUAUGUAGCUGAGGAUGAUGAUGAGUUGUCAUUUGAGAAAGGAGAAAUCAUAAAUGUAGUUGAGUUUGAUGAUCCUGAAGAACAGGUACGUUGCUUUGAAUAAUUGUAGAACAAGGACGUGGUUGAAAAUAUUCCAAGAAAUAGAUAUACAGGUAAACCCUGUAAAUAAGGACACUGAGGGGACCAUAAAAAGUGUUCGUUUUAACAGGGUGUCCGUAUGAAGCGAGUUGAAUAUAGAGAAAAUGUGAGGGCUUGCUUUCUCUAGGGACAAGAAAAUAUUAAUUCUGUAAUAAUGAGGUGUCCAUAAAGCGGUGUUCAACUGUGUUAGAAAUUGCCUGUUAUCAAUGAAGGAAGGGUGGUUGUUACACAGACACAAUCACUUGUUCAAAGAGAAUUUACUCCAUACAAUGAGGGUUAAGGGGUCCCAUAGGAAGUUUUUAAACUCUGGAAUUAGGUGAAAAACAACUUUUGCCACCCAGUCAUUAUUGAUUGGUUUUCUGUACAAAUAAUAUUUUGUAAAUGUUGAAAUUUUCAAACUGUCAUUUAAUAUUUCUCUUAUGCAGCACAAGGCUCAAAUUUUCUGUUAUGAACAAAAGAAAAUUUUAGCCUCCAUGAGGUUCAAGGAAAGAUUCUUCAAUUCAAUAUUUAAUAUUUAAUAUUUACAAGGAUUUGUAUGGAAAAUCACUCAACCAUGACUGGGCGGCAAGAGUUGUUUUUCGAAUAUAAAUCCUUCUAAUUUUUUGGUAGCCAUUGAAAUCCCUUCUUUUAUGAUAUAGGGAUGAAAAUUUACAGGUUACCUAUUUUUAAUAUUCUCUUUCAGUUCCUGCUAAAAAUCAUUUCUCCAAAGCUAACUGUUUUUAUGUUUACAGAAAGUUGAUCAUGUAACAGCAUUAUUGCAAAAGGCCUAUUACUAAGCAAUGCAUUCUUAGAGUUUUAUGGCAUCAUGUUAUUUUCCUACUACAUCUGAACACCAUGGUGUUUUCAUAGCUCUUCUGACUUUCUGUGCUGUUUCACAUCUCUGUAGGAUGAAGGUUGGCUAAUGGGUAUCUUAGAACUUAGUGGUAUCAAAGGAGUCUUCCCUGCAAACUUUACAAAGCCAAUUUAACAGUGACUGGUCAAGAAGAGAAAGAAACAAGACUGAUAGGAGUUGGCAGAAAAUAAUGUAGGGUUUCUAUAAGUUAUAAUUUACUGGAUAUAUUUGAGCUGUUCGAAUAUUAUGAUAUCAAUAUAAUAAUGCGCAGCAGCUUAAGAAACUAUCCGAACUAACGAUAGACAAUUCUACAGGGAAGAAGGUCUUAGAACUAUAAUUUGUUAAAGGAGAGUACUCAAAGCAAAUUAGAAUUUCUAGAGGGGUAUUGUGGGUAUUUGAACAAAAAAUCUUCUCUGGGGUGGGGAGGGGUUGAUGUGAAUAGUUGAGAUCAGUAUGUGAUCUUGUAAGACUACCCACCCACCCCCUCCCUUACCCAAUGCUAACACUAACUUUUCUCUUGGGGCAAACUGUUGGGUUAGGGGAGGUGUAGCUUGGAUCACUAUACUAGUCAAGGGAAGGUUGGGUAGGGGAGGGUAGGAAACUACCCACCCUCCCCUUCCCUAACCCAACCCUAACACUAACUUUUCACUUGAAGCAAAAUUUUGGGUUAAGGGAGGGGCUGGUGGGUAGUUUUGCAAAAUCCUAUACUGAUGCAAUAGUUUCUUCUUGAGACGAUGGAGGUGAAAGAUGAUUGUCAGCAGUUUUGUGAAAAUAUAUGCCUUCUAUGUGCAGAUCUUUCUUUGCACGUGUAGUGGAAUCUUGUGUCAUAUAGCGUUGAUACCCAUCUCACUGGAUCCCUCCCCCCCCCC